Messenger RNA from Dreissena polymorpha, 566 nucleotides. Its product is annotated as 60S ribosomal protein L28-like. The transcript has 5 exons. Gene Ontology annotation, cellular component: cytosolic large ribosomal subunit; ribosome. Gene Ontology annotation, biological process: translation. Lineage: Eukaryota; Metazoa; Mollusca; Bivalvia; Myida; Dreissenidae. The record is from RefSeq and is a predicted model, not a curated record. Gene Ontology annotation, molecular function: structural constituent of ribosome. The coding region runs from base 1 to 519 and encodes 172 amino acids.
AUGGGAACAAUUCAUCUGCUGCUGGGUAAACUUGAGACCGCCAGUCCAAUCUCGAGCAUUGUUGUCGCUCAUUCCGCUUCAAGGAUAUAUCACUAUGCAUAUUUCAAUGUAUAUUUAGUGUGGGGUAUCAUCCGCAACAACUCCUCGUUCAUUCUCAAGGGGAACAAGCAGACCUACAGCCGGGAGCCCAACAAUCUCAAGUCCCGCAACUCCUUCCGCUACAAUGGUCUGAUCCAUAAGCGCACAGUUGGUGUUGAGAAUGCAAAGGACAACAAGGGCAUUGUAUUGAUCACGAGGAAACCUAGAAGUAUAACCUUUGACCAACCUGCCCAAAUUGACCUAAACCGCGUAGAACUAAAGAAGGGUGGCAGAAAGAGUCUGAGCACCAUCCGUAACACAAUUCGCAAGGGUCGCUACAGGAAAGACUUGAAAAUGGCUGCUCUCCGUCGUGCCAGCGCCCUGUUGAAGAGCCAGAAGCCAGUGGCCGUGAGGAAGACCAUGCGCAAGAAGAAAGAAUAGGGCCACUUGUUGGGGACUUUGUUGAAAAUAAAGAGAAAAAAAUAUUG